Xyrauchen texanus (razorback sucker) is the source of this 1387-nucleotide messenger RNA. Its product is annotated as ataxin-7-like protein 3. Gene Ontology annotation, biological process: positive regulation of DNA-templated transcription; regulation of transcription by RNA polymerase II. Lineage: Eukaryota; Metazoa; Chordata; Actinopteri; Cypriniformes; Catostomidae. Bases 261 to 1376 code for a protein of 371 amino acids. Gene Ontology annotation, cellular component: DUBm complex; SAGA complex. Gene Ontology annotation, molecular function: transcription coactivator activity. The record is from RefSeq and is a predicted model, not a curated record. The transcript has 13 exons.
GGGCCCAUCAUGGCAGCGUUCUUUUAUUUUCUUACAUAAUCUGCUCGAGCGACUCAUUCAAAGAGACAUUUAAUCGUUUUAGUAAGGCAAUAUUUCUAUAAUCUUCAUACGUAGGCGUAUGUUUUAGACAUGUCGGUUCUCUUGAUUACAUUAAUAAAUACUAGAACAACAGCUCUGUGAAUGACAAGACCCGGCCCGUUCAGUCUUGCACUUUCUCUAUUACGUCGACAAUGAGAGUUCCCCUAUUAUAGUUGUUGCAAAUGAAAAUGGACGAGAUGUCUCUGUCAGGCCUGGAUAACACCAAGCUAGAGGCCUUGGCUCAUGACGUUUACUCAGACCUAGUUGAAGAUGCCUGUUUGGGACUGUGUUUCGAGGUGCACAGGGCGGUCAAACAAGGCUAUUUCUUCCUGGAUGAAACGGACCAAGAAAGCAUAAAGGAUUUUGAAAUAGUGGACCAGCCAGGUGUGGACAUCUUUGGGCAGGUGUACAACCAGUGGAAGAAUAAGGAGUGUGUGUGUCCAAACUGCAGCCGCAGUAUAGCAGCUUCACGCUUUGCUCCUCAUCUGGAGAAGUGUCUCGGGAUGGGCCGCAACAGCAGCAGAAUAGCAAACCGCAGAAUAGCCAGCAGCAACAACACAAGCAAGUCAGAAAGUGAUCAGGAAGACAAUGAUGACAUCAAUGACAAUGACUGGUCUUAUGGUUCAGAAAAGAAAUCCAAGAAGAGAAAGUCAGAGAAGAAUCCAAACUCUCCCAGGAGAUCCAAAUCUCUGAAGCACAAAAAUGGAGAGCUCAGCAGUAGUGUAAAUUCAGACCUUUACAAGUAUAACUACAAUUCUGGCAUUAGCUAUGAGACUUUGGGACCAGAGGAGCUGCGAUCUAUACUGACUACGCAAUGUGGGGUCGUAUCGGAGCACACAAAGAAGAUGUGCACUCGGUCCCAGCGGUGUCCCCAGCACACGGACGAACAGAGGAGGGCAGUCAGGGUCUUCCUCCUUGGGCCGUCCGCGUUGACACUACCAGACUCGGAUGCAAUGCUGGAAAAUGAUGGUUAUGAUGCACCUGAUGGCCAGCUCAUCAUGUCCCGCCUCCAGUGGGACGGCUCCUCCGAUAUCUCACCGUCAGACUCUGCAUCUUCAAAAGCCAGCACCAACAACUCUGAAUCUAAGAGACCUAAGAAAGAGAAGAAGCCCAGCACGCUGUCUUUGAGUAGCAUUGGAAGAGGUGGAGGAGAGAGGGAUAAAGGACAGGAACGAGAGAGAGUAGUCGGUGGUGGGAGUUGCAGCAGCUCUCAGAAUGCACUGGGCCUAUCCAGUCGAAAAAAGCGACCAAAACUGCCAGUUCCCCCAGCCCCCAGCAUCUACGAUGAGUUAAACUAAAGAAAAUGUCU